AUGGCCAGCAGUUUCAGACGGGCCCUAGGUGCACGCGACUUUUGCUCAAUCUGCUGCAGUACUACAACCCGUCUCCGCACCCCGUCAUCAUUGUCGUCAUCGUCGCCGUGCUCGCCCUCGCUCCCGCCCUCACUCAUGCUGGCUCAGCGCAUUCGACUGUUCAGCUCGAGCAGUGUCGCCCCGUCACACAUCGGCUCACAACCCGUCGCGUUGCCGCCGGUAGUACAACUUGUCGUUGAGGUAGCCCCCCGCGGGCCGUCGGCGCGGCAACGUUCGACCCGGCUGCUCGUCACAGGACCCAAGGGCGAACUUGCGGUGGAUUUCCCAUCGUUCAUGAAACUCGCCUCGCCUCGCUUGACCAAUGAUCCCGCCAGUCGCGGAGUGGCACGCGGAGCUGAGCCAUCGUCGGUCGUGCUGUCCGUGCAGGAUUCUCGGAUCAAGCAUCAGCGCGCAAUCUGGGGCCUGACCCGCUCGCUCCUGGCCAACGCCGUGUAUGGCGUAUCGCAAGGAUUCAGCCUUCCUAUCCGGCUCGUCGGCGUCGGUUAUCGCGCAUCGUUGGAGCCUGCAUCUACAGCGCCGGCAAAGAUUCCGUCACCCCCGUCAUCCACGUCAUCCAAGCCCGCCUCAAGCGCACAGCGGCUGCAUCUCAAACUCGGUUUCGCGCACCCGAUAUUCGUCGAUUUGCCACACGAUGUGCGUGCUUCUGUGCCUUCGACAACCAGUAUCGUCCUGUCCGGGAUCGACAAGCAACGUCUGGGCCAAGUCGCCGCUCGCAUACGCAGUUGGCGAGUGCCCGAACCUUACAAUGUAAGCAUGCCACUCAGCCCCACAGGCUCGGCUCUGAAUGGGGCGCUAACAUAGCCUUCUGAAUUGACGGUGCUCCAUAGGGAAAAGGGAUAUUUGUUGGUGAAGAAGUUAUAAAACGUAAAGAGGUCAAGAAGAAGUAA
Messenger RNA from Microbotryum saponariae, 947 nucleotides. Lineage: Eukaryota; Fungi; Basidiomycota; Microbotryomycetes; Microbotryales; Microbotryaceae. The record is from the annotation of a GenBank genome assembly.